CGAGGGAUGCCAUUUCGCGCGCGUUUGCGACACACGCGACGUUGCUUUGUCACGUCAUUAUUAUUCAUUGUAUUUUUGACGCUGAAAAAUGAGGGCGCUCGUCAUUUUGUUGCUUUUCGCGGUGAUUGUUACGAGUUACCAAAUGUCGCGAUCAGAAAUCCAACCAGAAAUCAUAUACGAAUGGAAGUAUAUUCCGCUCAAAUGGAAAUCAGUGGAGCAGAAAAAGGAAGCGAUUAAUGCCGGCUAUGUGGACAAGAGGGGUGCUUUAUACGACGUAGACGUAGACGUAAAAAGUGGUAGAACAUUCGUUACUUCGGUGAGAGACAAUUUCAGUAUACCGGUCAGUUUGAUGGUGGUAGAUAACAAACCAGAUGUCUUAGAUGUCAAUAAUACCUCAGGUGGUCCGCUUCUGGCUCCUUAUCCUAAUUGGGAUUGGUACCCAAUUGAGAACACAUCGAACAUAUCGAACAUAAAUUGCAACCGCAAUCGCAUCACGAACUGUUACAGGGUGGAUAUCAAAUGCAACCGCAUUUACGUUCUGGAUUCCGGAAUAAUCGAUGAUAAAAUGUGGUGUCCUCCGCAACUGCUCAUCUUUGAUUUAAAGACUGAUCAAUUAGUUGAAAAAGUCACAAUUCCCAAGAAGUUCGCUACCAAUAAAAACGGCACUGGUUUAUUGGUGACAAUUAUCGUGGACUGUUUGGAUUGUAAAAAUAUUGAUAAUUGUGUGGUGUACAUGGCUGACACAGAGGGUUUCGGUUUAAUAGUGUGGCAGAAGCAACGUGGAUUCUGUAGAUAUGAAUCCAAUGACAUGCGACCGACCGAUUAUAAUUUCACUAUAGCUGACCAAAGUUUUACAUUGGGAGACGGUAUUCUCGGCAUGGCAUCUAUCUGUAAAAACUUGUUCUACGCUCCUUUGUCGAGUUUAAAGAUAUCUAAAAUGAAGAAAUGCGAUCUGACUAAACCGCUUCUUUGUAACGAGAUUAAUGACCUAACUAAUGACCAAACUACCAUGGUGACUGAGUUAUCGGGUCAGACGGGUCCUAUGGCAUCCAAGUACUGCGCAUUAUUUUUUAGUAAUGUCCCGGACACAAGCAUUUUGUGCAAAGACACCGGUAGAUCAAACUCCAGCAAUGAGGUCAUGGCAUAUAAUCCCGAAACAUUGCAAUUUAUAAGUGGGAUGAAGACCAGGUGUAAAAACCUAUAUUUUUUAAGUAAUAGAUUACAGCGUGAUAUGACCAACACGCGUAAUGAUAACGAAAUAAACUACCGUGUGCUGAAAAUUGACAUCUGUAAAAUAAAAUGUAAUACAAAUUGUUUUAAGUCUUGCAGCGAUAGUUACGUUUGUCAUUGUCCUGAUGAUGAUCAUCGUGGUCGUCCUCAUGGUGGUCGUCCUCAUGGUGGUCGUCAUCAUGGUGGUCCUCCUCAUGGUGGUCGUCCUCAUGGUGGUCCUCCUCAUGGUGGUCCUCCUCAUGGUGGUCGUUCUCAUGGUGGUCCUCCUCAUGAUGGUUGUUAUGAUGGUGAUUAUCGUGGUCGUCAGCAUGAUGAUGAUAAUUGUUAUAACCAUCCUGAUGGUCAUAAAUAUUGGUGGUUAGGUUAGGUUACAAAUACACACACACACACAUAUAUAUUGUGUAAUGCUAAGGAGUUUGUAUAUUAAUUAAAGUCAAAAUGUAUUUCUCCUUCCGAUAGAAUAGUAUUUGCACAAUAGCGGAUUGCUAUAUUGCGUGGAGACGAGACCAUUUAGCUCGGUAAUUCGCGCUCCGCCGCUGGAAUAUUAUAACUUCUAAAUAAUAAUCAACGCGAGUUUGAUGCAGAGUCCCUUGUUAUCGAGUGCGCUAAUUAUUCCCGCUUCAUAUCAUCUGAUAUGAAAGUUUUAAUCGGCUGUAUAAUUAGAUAUAUGCCGUAUGAUUAAAAUUACGAAUCUGCUAAUAUCCGCCUGUAUUUCCCGGUGAAUUAAUAAAAUUAUGACACGUAUUACGCUAUACGCGUAUAGGGGUUAGCGAGUUGUUACAAUAGUAAUUUGGACGUGAUCAAUAAACUUCGCAAAUAAACGUCUCUUCCAUUGACACAUUGUAGACGCUUUCCACUACGCUGCGCGAUACCAUUAAAUCUCGAAAAGAUAUUCCUCGUAACAUGUUCUAUAAUUUUCUACAAUUCUACAACUUUAUGUAUGUAAUAUAAGAUAUAAUAAUAUGUAAACGAAGAAAUAAUAAUAUGUAAACGAA
This is a messenger RNA of Odontomachus brunneus, 2225 nucleotides long. RefSeq names its product major royal jelly protein 1-like. The transcript is spliced from 6 exons. Gene Ontology annotation, cellular component: extracellular region. The coding region runs from base 89 to 1597 and encodes 502 amino acids. Lineage: Eukaryota; Metazoa; Arthropoda; Insecta; Hymenoptera; Formicidae. The record is from RefSeq and is a predicted model, not a curated record.